Molecule: messenger RNA, 1368 nt
Organism: Acanthocheilonema viteae
Lineage: Eukaryota; Metazoa; Nematoda; Chromadorea; Rhabditida; Onchocercidae
Source: the annotation of a GenBank genome assembly
AUGGCAUUAGAGGGAGAUGUACGAAGAAGGAUGACAAUGAUGAAUAAUCGGAUGUAUCGGCCAUCACUGCCAAUCUUUCAACAACCGACUUAUCCAGUGUCACCAAUCAUUGCUAAUCCACGUGUACUAUCGGAUGUCCGUUCACCAAAAUCGCUUUCGGAUGGAAGUGUGACCAAUUCAUCCAGCUCCUGUGCCAGCUCUUUGCAACACCACUUUUACAGCGCUUCGGCAUUAAAAGUUGGCGAUAAAAGUGAAAAUGGUAGCGGAAACGGUUGCACAGUGCUUGCGCCACGUGAUCAACCUUGCAAAACGUUUUCUUCAUGGUCUUCUACACCGUUAAUCAGUAACAGCGCAAAAGCGGAAACGAAUGAUCACCGAAAUUCACCACGUAACCCUGGUGUUCCGUCUACUCCGGAAGCGUAUUUCAUUAUGGAUGAAUCAUUUGAAAUUUUCGCCCGCAAAGUUUUUGUCGGUGGACUUCCAAUUGAUGUUACGGAAGAGGAAAUAACAUCAACAUUUUCGCAGUUUGGUCCGGUGCUUGUUGAUUGGCCACGCCGUCCUGAUAACGGUGUCAAGGAACGACCCACAGCACGCUACAUGACGGGCUACGUGUUCCUGGUGUUUGAAGACGAGCGCUCAGUGCAACUAUUAGUGAACAGAUGUCACAAAGAGGAUGAAAAAUACUACUUGUUUGUUUCUAGUCCAACGAUGCGUGACAAACCGGUACAAGUGCGACCAUGGCGUCUGAAUGAUAUGGAGUUCAUGCUUCGAGAGGAGAUGCCGUUGAAUCCACGACGAACUAUUUUCAUAGGUGGCGUGCCUCGACCGACGAAAGCUCGAGAAUUGGCACGUGUUCUGGAUCAUCUUUAUGGCUCAGUUUGUUAUGUCGGGAUUGACAUUGAUCCGGAAUUGAAGUACCCGAAGGGAGCAGCACGUGUUACAUUCACUACUGAACAGUCAUUCAUUGCAGCUAUAAGUGGACGCUUUGUGCACAUUCCUCACGCUGAUAUGAGUAAAAGGGUCGAAAUAAAGCCCUACGUAAUUGACGAGCAGAUGUGCGACGAGUGCGAAGGUGCAAAAUGCGCCGGUCGCUAUGCGCCGUAUUUCUGCGGUGACAUGACCUGCUUACAGUACUAUUGCGAAUCGUGCUGGGACUAUUGUCACUACGGUGAAUAUUCCGAUGAGAGGAAAGCUUCCCAUAAGCCGUUGGUUCGUGUUGGUGAUCAGACUAAGCUCCUGGCUCAUCCACCACAUCAUAAUCACUUAUCAAAUAACAAAGCGAUAUCAACCGCAACUUCAGCUGUGGAUUGCUGUCGUCAUAUCGAUACGACAACUUGCUUUAGCGUGCGGUGUUCACAACAUUAUUAA